This is a messenger RNA of Opisthocomus hoazin, 2028 nucleotides long. NCBI's taxonomy places the organism in Eukaryota, Metazoa, Chordata, Aves, Opisthocomiformes, Opisthocomidae. The record is from RefSeq and is a predicted model, not a curated record.
AUGGCAGUGCAGGAGGUUUCACUCAGGCCUGCUUGCAUGGAGCUUACUGGAGCAUUAGAGGGUCAACAGCAUGAAAAGAUGAUGAGAGGAGCAGAGGUAAAACUAACAAGGUUUUACUGGGACUUAAUCAUGCUCAUAAUGAUGGUUGGAAACCUUGUCAUUAUACCAGUUGGAAUCACAUUCUUCACAGAACAAACAACAACACCAUGGAUUAUUUUCAAUGUGGCAUCAGACACUGUUUUUCUAUUGGACUUGAUCAUGAAUUUUAGAACUGGGACUGUAAACGAAGACAGCUCUGAAAUAAUACUGGACCCCAAAAUCAUUAAGAUGAAUUACUUAAAAAGCUGGUUUGUGGUUGACUUCAUCUCAUCUAUACCAGUGGAUUAUAUCUUCCUCAUUGUAGAAAAAGGAAUGGAUUCAGAAGUUUACAAGACAGCAAGAGCACUUCGUAUUGUAAGAUUUACAAAAAUUCUCAGCCUGCUACGCUUAUUGCGCCUUUCAAGACUGAUUAGAUACAUACACCAGUGGGAAGAGAUUUUCCACAUGACGUACGAUCUGGCCAGUGCUGUGGUGAGAAUCUUUAAUCUGAUUGGAAUGAUGCUACUGCUGUGCCACUGGGAUGGUUGUCUUCAAUUUUUAGUACCAUUGCUCCAGGAUUUCCCACCAGAUUGCUGGGUGUCCCUAAACGGUAUGGUUAAUGAUUCCUGGGGAAAGCAGUACUCAUACGCACUCUUCAAAGCCAUGAGCCAUAUGCUCUGCAUUGGUUAUGGAGCCCGUGCCCCUGUCAGCAUGUCCGACCUCUGGAUAACCAUGUUGAGUAUGAUCGUGGGGGCUACUUGUUAUGCUAUGUUUGUUGGUCACGCCACUGCCCUCAUACAGUCUCUGGAUUCCUCACGACGACAAUAUCAAGAAAAGUACAAACAAGUGGAGCAGUAUAUGUCAUUCCACAAGUUACCUGCUGAAAUGCGCCAGAAGAUCCAUGAUUACUAUGAGCACCGCUACCAAGGCAAGAUUUUUGAUGAAGAAAACAUUUUGAAUGAGCUCAAUGACCCCCUCAGGGAGGAGAUUGUCAACUUCAACUGUCGGAAGCUGGUUGCUACAAUGCCUCUUUUUGCUAAUGCAGACCCAAAUUUUGUGACUGCCAUGUUAAGCAAGCUGCGAUUUGAGGUGUUCCAACCUGGAGAUUAUAUUAUCCGAGAAGGGGCUGUAGGCAAAAAGAUGUAUUUCAUUCAGCAUGGUGUUGCUGGUGUCAUCACCAAAUCCAACAAGGAGCUAAAGCUGACAGAUGGGUCUUACUUCGGAGAGAUUUGCCUUUUGACAAAAGGCCGUCGAACUGCCAGUGUACGAGCAGACACGUACUGUCGCCUGUAUUCUCUCUCGGUGGACAACUUCAAUGAGGUGCUGGAAGAGUACCCCAUGAUGAGAAGGGCCUUUGAAACGGUGGCAAUCGAUAGACUUGACAGGAUAGGGAAGAAGAACUCGAUCCUCCUGCAGAAGUUCCAGAAGGACCUCAACACCGGGGUUUUCAACAACCAGGAGAAUGAGAUCUUGAAGCAGAUCGUGAAGCACGACAGGGAGAUGGUGCAGACCGUCGCCCCGGUGAGCCUGCAGCAGAUGCCCGCCCUCAACUCCAGCACCUCCGCCUCGUCGUCGCGCGUCAGGACGCAGUCGCCUCCCGUGUACACCGCCAGCAGCCUGUCCCAUGGAAACCUGCACUCCCCCUCACCCAGCACACAGACGCCCCAGCAAGCCGUCAUCCUCUCACCCUGCUCCUACACCACCGCUGUCUGCAGCCCGCCCGUGCAGAGCCCUCUGGCUGGCCGAACUUUCCAGUACGCCUCGCCGACCGCCUCGCAGCUCUCCCUCAUGCAGCAGCAGCCGCAGGCGCCCCCGCAGCUCCCCGGUAUUAUGCUAAUGCUUUCCUCAAAGAAAGGCUCAAGUAAUUUUAAUGGUUCACUGGACCUUUGGUAUUAUACCACAGAUAAUGGUGCCCUGAGCAGAAACGAUGAACGCCAUGAAAAAAUCUAA